AAGACUUGCCUUCUCCAUGGUGCGUGUGUGUGUGUGUGGUGCGGCAGUCGUUCAUUAGAUCACCUACUGCUCCCUAUCGUCCAUAUCCGGUACUGACAGCCUGUGUGUUUUUUUUUUUUACCAGUCACAGCGACAAAAUUUACUUUGUUUGUUUGUGUGUUUGUUUGUUUGUUUCUGCAGACCUAUCUCACUUAUCCAUGUUCAGUUAUUAUACAGCCAUAGAUUUAACACCUACCCCUGCGUCAUCUCACCACGCUGACCAUAGUGUCAGUUUGUGGUGCUGCUCCAGCUCAAGAGGAAGUGCUGCUCUGCUUUGCCCUGAUCUCCUUCUCCCCUAAACCCCGCCUCCCCUCGGACGGAUAUUCCACUGAUUGGUUAAUACGCCUCCAGUGACAGCAGGCGGCGAGUCUCUCCAUUGGCUGAGAGCAGCUCCCGCACCGAGUGACAUGCAAAUCCAGAGGUCUGCCGGUAAAAGCCUGGCGCUGUGUGCCGUGAGCUCUAUUCAUGUAGCGGGGAAAGGGGAGAGACUUAACCGGGGCGCAGAGAGACGGAGCGGCUUGUUUGUAACGGUGCACUCAGUGUAGGCCGUUACAGUCAGAACAGUAGGUCAGAUUUACGCACGGCUUUCCUCCGUGUUUUGCCACUUUCCUUCCACUUUUGAUGACAAACGCGCGGAGGCUUCAUUUCAUCUGCGAGGAGACACAAUUAAGGAGCUUUGAAGACUUUCUCAGAGUGACUUUUGAUCGCCGCAUAAGUGUUGGAAACCUACUUUGGACGUUUGGCUUUUACGCACGAAGGCUGAAAUCCGCCGGCGCACCUGGACGACAUCUUUUUUUUUUAUGGGCAGAUAAGAAGUCAAGAAGCUAUAGACAAAUACCCACACACGAGUCUGCUGCUUGUGCCGUAAACAGGACGCAACCGGGAGGUUUAUAUUGCGGAUCGGGGAAGUUGGGUGUCUGUGGACGCACUGUGGCGCACAAAUGGUGUUUCUGUGGGACGCGAAAUACGACCCAGCCCCUGGCCGGCGUUACACCCCACCUUCAACUACCCUGGCCUCAGGGGGGAAGAUGGCCGAGGCUCUGCCUCUGGGCGCCCAGGAGGCCGGAGGUGGGGCGGCUCUGGUGGGCAAACUGCGCAUGGCCGACCGCGGCAUGGUGGAGGUGAUCUCAGACCACCCAGGUGAGCUGGUGAAGACGGACAGUCCCAAUUUCCUCUGCUCGGUGCUGCCCACACACUGGAGGUGUAACAAGACCUUGCCCAUUGCUUUCAAGGUGGUUGCCCUGGGCGACAUCCCUGACGGCACCCUGGUAACAGUGAUGGCGGGAAACGAUGAGAACUACUCGGCUGAGCUUCGCAACGCCACGGCCGCCAUCAAGAACCAAGUGGCCAGGUUCAACGACCUGCGCUUUGUUGGCCGCAGCGGAAGAGGGAAGAGCUUCACUCUCACCAUCACAGUGUUCACCAACCCUCCUCAGGUGGCCACAUACCAGAGAGCCAUUAAAAUCACAGUUGAUGGGCCCAGAGAGCCACGGCACUCCAGACAGAUGCAGUCGUCUCCAUCUUGGUCCUACGACCAAUCAUACCCUUACCUUGGCCAGAUAACCACACCCUCCGUCCACACAGCCAACCCCCUCUCGCCAGGUCGAUCUACGCUCGGUGACCUUUCCUCACGACUCACAGGUCCUGACCUCACAGCCUUUGGCGACCCCAGGAUGACUUUAGAGCGACCUUUCACCUCCCUCCCCUCCUUGCCUGACUCCCGCUUCUCAGACCCCCGUGUCCACUACCCUCCGACGGCGGGCGCCUUCACCUACGCCCCCUCACACAACGCCGUCUCCAACAGCGCCCUUGGAAUCACCAUGGCAACCGCCAUGGCGACCACUCCAGCGGGGAGGUACCACACCUAUCUGCCACCCCCCUACCCGGCAAACAACCCCCACCAGGCUCAGAACGGGCCCUUCCAGUCCACCUCCUCACCGUAUCACCUGUACUACUCCACCGCUGCCGGCUCGUACCAGUUCUCCAUGAUGGCAGGGGGAGGAGGCAGCAGUGACUCCCGCUCCCCGCCGAGGAUCUUGCCACCAUGCACUAACGCCUCCACGGGCUCCUCCCUUCUUCACCCGUCUUUGCCCAAUCAGAAUGAAAUAGUGGGCGUGGAGGUGGAGUCCAGCCACAGUAGCUCCCCGACUAACAUGGCGGCUGCUGAAGCUGUCUGGAGACCUUACUGAACCGGCAUGGGUGGUUGAAGGCGACGACAGACAUCAGACAACACUGGACAGAUUAAUACACACCGAUCCAAAAGAUAUGAGGGGCCAUAAGUCGAUGUAACGUCAAAGAUAACGCUCAAACAUGGCGAGUUGGAAAUAAAGGAACAUUUUGCCCAGUGCCACAGUCACUGAGUGUUUCAAACAGCAAUGGCGGAAGACGAUUACCAGGCUGAAGAUACACUCAUGAUACUUUUUGGUAGAUGCGUUCACUGUUGGUUUGAGUCUUCACAUGGGACCUUCGACAAUACUGACAGACUUAUCCUUCAAGAGACUCCCUGUAAGAUAGACGAACUCAAACUUGUACGUGUACCGUAUUGUAUAUUGCCCCUAGAUUUUCUUCUAGACUCAUCAGCAGUGAGCAUGGAGGAAACUCAGUGGUUGCGACUCCCAGUGAGCGGCAGUAUUGGUCGUCACCUUCCCGAAGUAAUACUUGGGAAACUGCUUCCUAGGAAUUUUAUUUCUGGAGAAACCAUCUGACUAGACUGGCUGGCAGGUGCAUUGUUCAACAGGGUUUUUAAUAAAUGAAGGAACCAAAUAUGGACCGAUGAACGGAAAGAAGCAGGGUAACAUUUUAGUUUUACACUGACAAAGUGCAUGCAGCAGCACCCGACUGAUCUCAACUCAGCUUCCUUUAUAAGACAAGACUUCUUCCUCUUCGAUCUUGUUAAUGUUUUUGUACAGAUGAUUUGCUUAUGCCGCAUAGUGUAACAGCCUGUUUGUGUUGACCUCUGUCAUUGUUUCUACUCAUUCUUGGUUGACUUUUUUUGUUUUAGAAAAACUGAGCCUAUCAUCUCUGACUUUACAUUUGUUGAUUAUGGCAACCAGUGGGGAUCAGUUUUCCAUUUGCUCACCACACUGACAAACCAGUGCCGCAUGGAGUUUUGUUAAAUGCUUUUAUUUAUUCCGACAAUAACAUUUUGUAGUAGCAUUUCAUGUGUGUGUGUGAGUGCGUGUGCGAUUCACUGUCAAUUUUUACUGUAUAUAAAUCUGGCUGUAAAUGACAACUGCGUUUGAUCACGUUUUCAUCGCCCCUUCCUCUCUCUCUCUCUCUCUCUCUCACACUCACUCACAUUCACUCACACUCACUCACACACACACACAAUCAUUUUGUUUUGACAUUGUUGACAGCGCACAUUUAGAUUUGAUUUAGAUAAAGGGGAAAAAACGGGAAAAAUA
Molecule: messenger RNA, 3443 nt
Organism: Epinephelus lanceolatus (giant grouper)
Lineage: Eukaryota; Metazoa; Chordata; Actinopteri; Perciformes; Serranidae
Source: RefSeq, a predicted model, not a curated record